GAACUUUCUUAGCGCAAUUAAUUCAUGUAAUUUCAUCUACCCCAUCACCCUUAAAGUUAGAAAGAACGAAUCAAAAGAUUGAAAGAGGAAGUAAGAAAAAUGGCAAAAUGUUUCAAUCGAUUAAUGUUGCCGCUUUUAUCGGUUUUUAUGGUUCUUUCAGGACCAAAGUUAUCCGAGUCUGCUAGAAUUUUCACCAUUAUAAACAAUUGCAAAGAGACAGUCUGGCCAGCAGUGACUCCUGGGGAGAACUUCAAUGGUGGUGGUUUUGUGCUAAAACCGGGCCAGUCAAUCGUAUUCACUGCCCCAGUAAGCUGGUCUGGCAGGAUAUGGGGUCGAACGGGCUGCAACUUUGACAAAAAUGGCAAUGGCUCAUGCCAGACCGGGUCCUGUGGCAGCGCCCUCCAGUGUGGAGCCUCAGGAAAGCCCCCAGCAACACUUGCCGAGUUCACAUUGACCGCGCUAGACUUUUAUGAUGUGAGCCUUGUUGACGGGUUCAACUUGCCGUUGGUUGUGACACCUCUAAAUGGUAAGGGAAAUUGCAGCGUAUCCGGUUGUGACAUGGACCUGAGACCAAAUUGCCCUAAUGAGCUAGCUGUCAAAGCAAAUGGGAAGACCGUUGGAUGCAGAAGCGCAUGUGACGUGUUCGACACUGAUGAGUACUGCUGCAGAGGGCUUUAUGGUAAUGCUGCUGUGUGUAAACCCACAUAUUAUUCCAAGAAGUUCAAAGAAGCAUGCCCUACUGCCUACAGCUAUGCUUACGAUGAUCCGACCAGUAUUUUUACUUGCUCGGGCACAGAUUAUGUCGUCGCUUUCUGCUCAACUAGGAAGCAACCAGUGUGCACAUAUCAUAACCACAAGCUUGUGUGUGGUAAUGGAUCUGGAUCAGUAGGUUUAACGUCAUUGAGAUGGUGGGCUGUGAUGCUUGGAGUGUUAAUGAUGAUUAAUUUAUGGAUUAAUUUUUGAAAACAGAGUUUUAUUUUUUAACCUAAGUUUAGAGGUGUGUUUUUUGCAUCCCUUUUGAACUUGGAAGCAGCACUUAAGAAGAAUGUCUUUUUUUUCAGAGAAUUGUCCAUGCUGGUUGGUUGUACAUGAUGAUGUUCAUUUUAUUCUUUUCUUUUCGAAGAGAAAAUAUA
Molecule: messenger RNA, 1133 nt
Organism: Malus domestica (apple)
Lineage: Eukaryota; Viridiplantae; Streptophyta; Magnoliopsida; Rosales; Rosaceae
Product: pathogenesis-related thaumatin-like protein 3.5
Biological process (GO): defense response
Cellular component (GO): extracellular region
Source: RefSeq, a predicted model, not a curated record